Messenger RNA from Anthonomus grandis grandis, 3613 nucleotides. RefSeq names its product lissencephaly-1 homolog (gene Lis-1). Lineage: Eukaryota; Metazoa; Arthropoda; Insecta; Coleoptera; Curculionidae. The record is from RefSeq and is a predicted model, not a curated record. Bases 233 to 1468 code for a protein of 411 amino acids. The transcript has 8 exons. Gene Ontology annotation, molecular function: protein binding.
UCUCGCGCAUUCUUCUGUAUUCUGUAAGUACGUACGUUCUGCAAUCCGAAUUCUUUAUUAGUUCGUUGUAGCGGGUUUGGCAAGUGUCGCGGUCGUUUAUCCCUUUCAGCUUGAAUUUACGUGAAAAAAAUCCAUUUUUAGUGAAAUUGUGUACAUUUCCGCCUCCUCGCCCCCUCCCCACUGUGGGAAUGAAAUAAAGGACCAACCAACCAGUCAGCUUCGGAACAUUAUCAUGAAAAUGGUUCUAUCUCAACGCCAGCGAGAAGAGCUUAACAAAGCCAUCGCUGAUUAUUUGAGCAGUAACGGGUAUACGGAAGCUCUGGAUGCGUUCAAAAAGGAGGCGGAUAUGCCCGGGGAGGUGGAGCGAAAGUUUGGAGGUUUAUUGGAGAAGAAAUGGACGUCGGUCAUUCGACUCCAGAAAAAAGUGAUGGAACUGGAGUCGAAACUGAACGACGCGGAAAAGGAGUACAUCGAGGGAGCCCCCACUAGGAACAAACGCUGCCCUUCCGAGUGGAUCCCCAGACCGCCCGAAAAGUUCGCUUUAACCGGGCACAGGGCGCCAAUAACACGUGUCAUAUUUCAUCCGGUGUUCAGUCUUAUGGUGUCGGCGAGCGAGGACGCCACCAUGAAGGUGUGGGACUUCGAAACUGGCGAGUACGAACGCACCCUCAAGGGACACACCGAUCCGAUACAGGAUAUUGCCUUCGAUGCGUCCGGGAAACUUUUGGUGUCCUGCAGCUCAGACAUGAGCAUCAAAUUAUGGGACUUCCAGCAGAGUUUCGAUUGUAUUAGGACGAUGCUCGGACACGAUCAUAACGUGUCCGGGGUCGCUUUUAUGCCCGCCGGGGAUUUCGUCGUGUCCUGCAGCCGGGACAAGACCAUCAAGAUGUGGGAGGUGUCGACGGGAUAUUGCGUGAGGACAUAUACGGGACACCGGGAAUGGGUAAGAAUGGUAAGACCGUCGCCCGACGGGAGCCUAUUGGCGAGCUGCUCGAACGAUCAGUCCGUAAGGGUUUGGUCGGUGGCUUCGAAGGAGUGCAGGGCCGAACUGAGGGCGCACGACCACGUGGUCGAAUGUAUCGCCUGGGCCCCGGACGUGUCCAGUAAUGCGAUCAACGAGGCCGCGGGGGCCGACAAUAAGAAGGGGGCCCACAUGGGACCGUUUUUGGCUUCUGGAUCCAGAGACAAAACCAUUAGGAUAUGGGACGUCGGUGCAGGAAUCGCCUUGUUCGUACUGACAGGUCACGACAAUUGGGUCAGGGGGGUGGUGUUCCAUCCCGGCGGUAAGUUCCUGGUGUCCGCCAGCGACGAUAAAACACUAAGGAUCUGGGAUUUGAGGAACAAGCGUUGCAUGAAAACACUGGAGGCUCAUAAACAUUUUUGCACAUCAGUUGAUUUCCACAAGUCGCACCCGUACGUGAUUUCCGGUAGCGUAGACCAAACAGUCAAAGUGUGGGAGUGCCGUUAAGUAUCUACCAAACAAAAAAUAAAUCACGCGUUAAUUCGAACGGGGGAGGAAUAAUUCUUCGGUGUACCACGCGGCCGGUUACGGUUUUCUCAUUAAUUUUUUCGCCAGUUUUCCACGUGGCGAACGACGACGAGUGAUAAAACAUGCUGGACAGAUCACUUAUUUCGGUGUGCAUAUUAGUAAAUUAUUUUAGUAAUUAGGUCAAAACUUUUAAUUGUUUUUUUUUUCCUUAUAUAAAAUGGUUUGGUCUUCUAGUUGCUUUGUAAGUACAAUUUUCGUUUAACUUGAUCGCGCUAUGUGUUAGAACGGAAAUCAUCAAUCAUUUUGCUCAAAAAUUAUGUGGUCAGGAGCACCUCUAACCGGUUUUUUUUCUAUAUAAAACAUAACCUGGUGUAAUCAUUUUUUUUUUGUUACUGUGAUGUGAUAAUGAUGGGAUGGGGUCAAAAGUUUCUUUCUCCGGUAGCAAAGUUGCUUUUUACUAUUAUUAUUAUUAUUAUUAUUAUUACUACUACUACUACUACAUUCUUAGGCGAACUUUACUAGGAACUAAAACUAAGAUUAUACAUUAUAGUUACGUUAAAAACUGUAGGCCAUUUAGUAGAUACCUAUUUAUAUAUAUAUAUAUAGCACAGCUAUUUGAAAUGAAAAUCGCGGCGUCCAGUGAAAUUUCGUUUUUGUUAGAUCCGAUAUAAUUUAUGUAUAUAAAGAUUUGUUAUAUUUUUUAUUAAUAUUAUUUGAAUACUCGUAAUAGUGUUUUUCUCUUCAACUAGUUCAAUAAGCUAUAGCUCUUUCUCUAUUGUUUAACGAAAUAAUUUAAUUUUUUGGGGCUUUUAAACUGUAUUCAUGAGACAUUUACUUCAAGUCGGUGUCCCAAGCAAGUAAUUACUCUUUUUAUGGCGGAUUUAAUUAAGUUUUUUUCUUUUGUCACGAAAUAGCUAAAAGUGUCUUAUUUAAAUUAAGUCAGUAUUCACAAGUAUUUUGUUAAAGUGGGCCGGGAAUAUCGUCCAAAAUUCAAACAUUCAUGGCCUUCUACAAUGAAAUUUGAACAACUUAUCUUUAAGUAUAACGCUCUGCGAUUAAUAUCACAUUUUCAGUUCAUACCUAACCUUAAAAUUAUUUAAAUUUCAUCGUAGAGUGCCUUGAAUAUCGUCCAUUAUAAUGGCACACUUUGAUCAUCUUGUGUGUCAUUUCUAAUGAAAAGUGUGCCAUGAAUUUUAUAUUUUACAAUUAUUCAUGGCACCCUGCGAUGUCAUUCUAAGAUUAACUGUCAAAUAUUACUGUCACUGGAGGCUAGUUUUUUCUUAGGGUGCCAUGAAAAUUGUGCAUUAUAGAAUAGUCAUGGCACACUUUAAAUGCUACAUAAUGAUUUGAUUGUUCUUGUCAGUUCUGGUUUUAUCGAAAAUAGCAGUGGGUUUCUUACCAGGAUUUAUUUCGAUAAAAAAUGAUAUUCUGCAAUUAAUGACGACACUUAAUCUUAAAAUUUCAAUCAUAGAACGCCACGAAUAUAUGAUAAAGUGACAAAUGACUUUGAUGAAGUGACUUUAAAAAACGCGCCAUAUUUAACAAUUUAUAGUCCUGAAUAGCUUAUUGGGACACCCUGUACGUAUAUUAAAAAAAAAUUAUGGUAAUUAUACCGGGCGCCCCGAGCAAGUGGUUUUCACAUAUAUAUGUGACGUCGUAAGAUGGUUCAAUAGUUCUUUUUUUUCUACAUGAAUCACCCUAUAAAAUGGCAUACUGCGAUUAAUGUUGUCUGACUUAAAUAUCAUCUUAGGGUGCUUUGAAUGUUUGUAUUCAUGGCACACUUUGACCUUAAACGUUAAGUAACGUAAUUCCAUUUUCAGCCGAACCACUUAUUGGGACGCCCGGUAUAUAAAAACAAAUCAUCCAAUUAUAAUAAGCUUUUGACAACUAGGUCUUAGCAUAUUACAGUUAUAAAUGGGUGAAACUAUAUUUAAAAAAAUAAUACAAAAAAAAACGUAAAUAUUAAUCUUACCUUUCCCGCUUGCUUUAUUGCAUGUGCACAAUUAUCGUUCAUAUAACCUUUAUGUACUUGGAAAUGCGUAAUAAUGAUGAUGUCUCAGUUAAGUAGAGAAUUGUGAAUAAUUUUGUCUGUAUAUAUUAUUGAAAUAAAUAUUCUUCAGAGUC